Molecule: messenger RNA, 1686 nt
Organism: Lipotes vexillifer (Yangtze River dolphin)
Lineage: Eukaryota; Metazoa; Chordata; Mammalia; Artiodactyla; Lipotidae
Gene: ALG12
Product: ALG12 alpha-1,6-mannosyltransferase
Exons: 10
Coding region: 211-1686 (491 amino acids)
Biological process (GO): protein N-linked glycosylation
Cellular component (GO): endoplasmic reticulum membrane
Molecular function (GO): alpha-1,6-mannosyltransferase activity
Source: RefSeq, a predicted model, not a curated record
GCGGACGCGCUUCGAGGGACCGCGGCGUGGGCUGGCGAGAUUACGGAAGCUGCAGCAGUUCAAACGAUUCCCAUUACCCUUCAAACACAUUUCCCAGGUGUUAACUCGAGCGUGAGUUUUGAAGCUUGGGGACCUGCGUCUCUAUUCUCUCAAAACGAUUCGCGUGGCGGUGCCGACGGUGGGUGAAGGUCCGGGAGGCCGACGUGUAGAAUGGCCGGGAAGAGGCCGUCGGGCCUGGGCAGGCGGCGCCGGCUCCUGGGGCUGCUGGUGGUGGUAGCCGCCGUCCACCUGGCUGCCUGCCCCUACACCAAAGUGGAGGAAAGCUUCAACCUGCAGGCCGCGCACGACCUGCUCUACCACCGGCUGGAUGUGGAGAAGUUUGACCACCUCGAGUUCCCUGGCGUGGUCCCCAGGACGUUCCUCGGGCCGCUGGUGAUCGCGGCACUCUCCAGCCCCGCCGUUUAUGUGCUUUCGCUCUUGGAAACGUCCAAGUUCUAUUCUCAGCUAGUAGUCAGGGCCGUCCUUGGACUCUGCGUGAUCUUUGGACUCUGGACUUUACAAAAAGAAGUGAGGCGGCAGUUUGGGGCCAUGGUGGCCACCCUGUUCUGCUGCGUGACGGCCUCGCAGUUCCACCUGAUGUUCUACUGCACGCGGACACUCCCCAACGUACUGGCCCUGCCUGUGGUCCUGCCAGCCCUCGCAGCCUGGCUGCAGCAGAGGUGGACGCGCUUCGUCCGGCUCUCGGCCUUCGCCAUCCUGGUCCUCAGAGCCGAGCUGAGCCUGCUCCUGGGCCUGGCACUGCUGCUGCCGCUCUGCCUGCGGAAGGUCUCAGUGGCCUGGGCCCUGCGCUGCGCCGUGCCGGCUGGGAUCCUCUGCUUAGGACUGACGGUGGCCGUGGACUCCUAUUUUUGGCGCUACCUUGUGUGGCCAGAAGGAAGGGUGCUCUGGUACAACACCGUCCUGAACAAAAGUUCCAACUGGGGCACCUCGCCGCUGCUCUGGUACUUCUAUUCGGCCCUGCCGCGCGGCCUGGGCUGCAGCCUGCUCUUCGUGCCCCUGGGCGCCGUGGACAGAAGGACCCUGGCGCUGCUCCUGCCGGCGCUGGGCUUCGUGGCUCUGUACUCGCUUCUCCCGCACAAGGAGCUGCGCUUCAUCAUCUAUGCCUUCCCCAUGCUCAAUAUCGUGGCCGCCAGGGGCUGCGCCCGUGUGCUGAAUAAUUAUAAGAAGUCCUGGCUGUGUAAAGUGGGGUCCCUCCUCGUGAUAGGACACCUCGUGGUGAACGCCACAUACUCGGCCACAGGCUUGUACGUGUCCCACUUCAACUACCCUGGCGGCGUGGCGAUGCAGAGGCUGCACGAGCUGGUACCCUCCCGCACAGAUGUCGUUGUGCACAUCGAUGUGGCCGCUGCCCAGACAGGUGUGUCCCGGUUUUUGGAAGUCAACAGUGCCUGGAGGUACGAGAAGAGAGAGGACGUGCAGCCCGGCUCCGAGCGCAUGCUGGCCUACACGCACCUCCUCGUGGAGGCCACCCCCGCGCAGCUGGCCCCCUACCGGGACACGCACCGGGUGCUGGCCAGCAUCCCAGGCACAACCGGGCUGAGCCUGAACCUGAGCCGGCUGCCCCCCUUUGACGUGAACCUGCAGACCAAGCUGGUGCUUCUGGAGAGACUUCUCGGGCCUUCCUGA